Molecule: messenger RNA, 1882 nt
Organism: Triticum aestivum (bread wheat)
Lineage: Eukaryota; Viridiplantae; Streptophyta; Magnoliopsida; Poales; Poaceae
Product: pentatricopeptide repeat-containing protein At1g77405
Exons: 1
Coding region: 46-1293 (415 amino acids)
Molecular function (GO): mRNA binding; protein binding
Source: RefSeq, a predicted model, not a curated record
CCUCUCUGCCGGAGUCCAGAGCCCAGGCUCCAAAACCGCAACCAAAUGUCCUCCUCGUCCCCCUCCCCUACCCCGUCGCCGUCGCCGUCCCGCCUGGUGCCGCAGCUCCUGGUCGCCCUCCUCCAGCGCCGCCGCUUCGACUCCGCGCUCCGCCCGUCCCCCACCUUCCGGGGCUUCUCGCCGUCCUCCAUCGCCGCCUUGCUCGCCGCCAUCCCGCGCCUCAUCCUCCCGCGCUCCGCGGGCCGCCUCUGCCCGCAGCGGCCCUUCCCCUCCCCGUCCUCCUCCUACCACCGCCGGGUCGCCGCCGCGCUCACCCUCGCCUUCCUCAACUGGUCCCACUCCGACGCCAUCCCGCACGUCGUCCCGCUCACCGAGGCCCCGCUCCGCGCCGCCGCGCUCUCCCUCGCCCGCGCCCGCGCGCUCCCCGCGCUCUUCGGCCUCCUCCGCGAGCACGCCCCGCUCGUCUCCACCGCCGCGCUCACCGACGUCAUCCGCGCGCUCGGCGAGGAGGGCCUCCCGCGGCAGGCCCUCGCCGCCUUCCACCGCGCGCGCCAGCUCCGGUGCUCCCCGGACGCGCAGUGCUACAACACACUGCUCGCUGCGCUGUGCCGGAACGGCCGGUUCAAGGAGGCCAGGUUCCUGCUCGACCAGAUGGAGCGCCCCGGGGCGCGCUGCAGGCCUGACUCCUACACCUACACCGUGCUCAUUUCCUGGUACUGCCGGAUCGGGGCGGGGACUGGGUGCCGGAAGGCCGCCAGGAGAAGGAUCUAUGAGGCCGGCAGGCUGUUCCGGAGGAUGGGAGAGAAGGGGCUGGAGCCGGACGUCGUGACCUACAACUGUUAUAUCAAUGGCCUCUGCAAGACGUACCGCGUGGAGCGUGCGCACGAGGUGUUUGAUGAAAUGGUGAAGAAGGGGUGCAUGCCGAACCGGGUGACAUAUAACUCUUUUGUGAGGUAUUACAGUGCGGUGAAUAAGGUUGACAAGGCUAUUGAGUGGAUGAGGGAGAUGGUGGCGAGGGGGCAUGGGGUGGCGACAUCAAGCACAUACACACCUCUUAUACAUUCGCUAUACGAGAGUGGGCGGAUCGGGGAUGCAAGGCGGUUCAUGAUCGAGAUGGCGGAAAGUGGGCACCUACCCAGGGAACACACCUACAAGCUUGUGAAGGAUGCAACCGAGGAGGCCGAUGAGGAGGCCUUGCCAGCAGAGCUGUGUCACUCCAUUGAGGAUGGCAUCAAGGAAAGGUUUCAGCAUGUCAUGCGUAUGAAGCCCAUAAUGCGACCAGUGACAAGAUAAUCAGGAUCAACAUUGAGGUUGUGCAAACUUAACACAGGAGAGGUUCAUCCUGCACACAGAAGCUUCUUGAUUGAGAUGUCCAAGGGGCAUGCUAAUGCAUGUGUAAGCUGUUGAAGACUCUGAUCGGGAGUGCCUUGGGUAGGAAGCUUUGUUGAAAGAGCCUUGCCUUUGAGAGUAGAUGAUGAUCCCAGGGGAAAAGCACUUAAUGAAAUGAGAUUCAAGCCCAAAACACCACCAAUCAGAACUCACAGGAUUUGUUCCGAGGCAAAGAUGAAGUGGAUUUGUGCAGAAGGUAAAUGAUGUCUGAGAUUCUUCUCACAAUCAUAAUUGAUGCGGGUGCAACAGCCAACAAGCCUGACCUGUUGUUGUUUACAAGUGGUAAAACCUUUGUUACUGUACAUUUCUGGGAUCGUGUAGUUUGCAGCAUGACCAUCAUAAAUUUGUAUUUCGCAUUUUCUUUUAUAUACUUUCAUCACAAGGAAUUUGCUUUUCUUACCCAGGUCUACACAUGUUCAGUUUACCAGAAUUGCCAGUAAAUUGUUGGUGAAAUUGUGUGUUUUCUGUUCAUAAUUACAUUAAUGCUUUGUAA